Drosophila miranda is the source of this 4231-nucleotide messenger RNA. RefSeq names its product F-box/LRR-repeat protein 16. The transcript has 5 exons. The coding region runs from base 785 to 2554 and encodes 589 amino acids. Gene Ontology annotation, molecular function: protein binding. Lineage: Eukaryota; Metazoa; Arthropoda; Insecta; Diptera; Drosophilidae. The record is from RefSeq and is a predicted model, not a curated record.
UCAGCGUCCAGCCCCAACUUGAGAGUCUUUUUCCGUUAACAAUUUAAAUAAGAACUGCGAGUGGCCGGAACAACAACAAAAGCGCCCGAGUGCUGAAUUUAUAAACAAAAAAUAACUAUUUUUUUUUACCAAAAUCUGUUGCAGCGUUGAAUAAAAAACAGAGACAGUGCAAACCCAAUCGGGUAUUAUUUUUUAAUCCCACGGCGCCCACAGCACCGACUUUUACGGACCAACAAGAAAGAGCGUGCCAACUGUUUUUGUUUUUUUUUGCGCUUCGUGUCUCUCUGGUUUUGCUCUGCCGUUCGUGGUCUUUCCCUCGGUGGAAAUUCGGUUUUCCGUGCGUUGUUUGUUGCCAUCCAUCGGUCGGCGCGGAGUGCAACUACGGAAUACGGAAUACGGAAAGCGAGUACGAAGCGGAUUCGAAAGCAAAACAGCAAGCGCCAAGAGGAAGCGAGAAACGCGGCGACAAAUUGAUUUUUUUUCGUGCGAGGACGGGAAAAGUGAAGAGAGUUCAAAAAUUACAUAAAGAAGGAGACAAAGAGAAGGUGGACCUCGUAAUUGCAGGUGAAAGAGGGUCAACGAGGUCACGCGGAGGACUUGUUCCAGCAUGCACGUCGUAUACGUGAUGUAAGAGAGAAGGCAGAAAAGCAAGAGUACGAGACAGAGACAGAGAAACAGUAGAACGGAGGAGCGAGUGGAGCGAGAGGAGCGUGAGGAGCGAGAGGAGCCAGAGGCACGGAGAGGGAGAAGCAGGGAAGGCAAAGUGAAUCUCUUCCAGAGCACAAUGUCAUCGAUCUCGGCCCAGGGCGUGGUCGAGCGAGCCUCUGCCGAACUAUCGAAACGCAUCAACGGUCUGGGACUCCGAUCAAAGCACCACCACAGCAGCGGCAGCGGCAGUGCCAGUGGCGACGGCGCCUCCUCCAAUUCCACGUCCAGCACGACCGCGUCCAGCGGCAAGACCUCGGUGAUGGAGCGCGUCACGAACGCCCUCUGUGGCGGUGGCAACUCCAAUGCCAAUGCCAACGCCAACUCCAACUCCAAUUCCAAUUCCAACAGCGGCAGCAACACCUCCUCUGCUGCAGCAGCAGCCGCCACUGCCGCGAGUAAUGCCAAUGCCCCGCCCACCCCCGACAAGCCAUCGCGGGGCAGCCAGAGUCCCGGCACCGUCGCACCACAGCCGCAGCCGCUGGUGCCACCGCCGGCCAGUACCGUGCCGGCAACGCUCAACCCGACCUCGACCGCGGCCCUCCUCAUGCAACAGCAGCAACAGCAGCAGCAACAGCAGCAGCAGCACCAUCAGCUGCAGGCACAGAUGGCCGGCUCCACGCUGAUCAACUCGAAUCACCACUUGGCCAUGUCCCCAGGGGGAUCGGGACCGGUCCCGCCACCAUCGGGAUUGCCACUCGGAGCCCCACCAGCACCGACGGUCAAGUCGAUCGCCAAGCAGAUGAACAUCCAGAUUCCGGGCGUCGGUGUCGGUGUCGGCGCUGGCGCGGGCUCCGGCUCGCCCACAUUCAGCACCAUGGGCAUGGUGGCGGCCCAGAAGGCGGCCGCCGGAGGAGGGACGCCGCUGCAGCUGCGCAAGCAGCUGCCCAAUCCCCACCUGCACCAUCCGUACGGCAAUGUGGUCGUACCGGGUGUCCCGGGCUCGGGCUCGGGCUCGGGCCCGGUGCAGGCUUCCCAGUUGGUCGCCGUCGCCGCCACCCAGUCCACGCUGAUCCUCCACAAGCACCCGCACCCGCCUCUCAUCCACAGCAUCGACGCCCUGCUGCUCGACGACCGCUUCCUGAAUCGCUUUUUCCAGUACUUUUCGCCGUACGAGCGGCGCGUCCUCGCCCAGGUGUGCAUCAAGUGGCGGGACAUACUGUACCGCAGCCCCCGCUACUGGUCCGGCCUCCUGCCGACCCUGCAGUGCCGCGAGCUCCGCCAGAUGCCCGGCUGCGACCGCGGCAAGCUCUACAACUCGCUCAUCCGUCGCGGCUUCCAUGCUCUCGGCCUGGUGGGCGCCUCCGAUGAGGAUGCCCUGGACGUGGUGCACUCCUUCCCGCUCGCCUCCAAGCACGUCCACUCGCUCAGCCUGCGCUGCUCCUCGAUCAGCGAUCGCGGCCUGGAAACGUUGCUCGAUCAUUUGCAGAGCUUGUUUGAACUGGAGCUGGCUGGAUGCAAUGAAGUCACCGAGGCUGGACUGUGGGCGUGCCUGACGCCCCGCAUCGUGUCCCUGUCGCUGGCGGACUGCAUCAACAUCGCGGACGAGGCCGUGGGGGCGGUGGCCCAGCUGCUGCCCUCCCUGUACGAGUUCUCGCUGCAGGCCUACCACGUCACGGAUGCGGCCCUCGGCUACUUCUCGCCGAAACAAAGUCACAGUCUGAGCAUACUACGCCUGCAGUCGUGCUGGGAGCUGACCAACCAUGGCAUCGUGAAUAUCGUAUUAACCUGGUCGUCAACCACUUUAAUUGACGUAUUUGUUGGCUGGAACAGAGCAGCGGAGCAGCAGAGCAGCAGAGAAGCAGAGAGCUUUAGAGCAUACUUAUGGGGCAGCGGAAACCCCAUUUAAUAUGCAAUAGACGACGUUGGCAGGCAUAAACCUGCCAUUCAUUUCGCUUUCCAGGGAGAGGAACACGCCUCUGCACGGGUACGUUACUUUGACCUUUGCCAUGGCGACGGCUAUGGCUCAAAGGGCUCAAACGCCCACUUGAGUCCCUGGCAACCGGCUCGACUCGACUCGGCUCAGCUCGGCUCGGCCUGUGCAGCAGCAACGUCUGUGGCAGCAUUUUGCCAUCAAUUUCGUGGCACGUCAUUCUCUUUUGCUACCUGUGCCACACUCCCCCCAAUCCCCCAGGCUGUGGCAAUCAGCAAGAACCAUAACAACGCCUCCAUCCUACUCCCACAUGCUAUUGGGCCGCAAAUUAAGCUGCAGAUUGCUGCAAGCGCACAGGAUGCGUUUUCCCACUGCCUCAGAAGUCCCUUCGCACCGAAAUCGAAUUAUCGCAGCUCAAUGAACAAACUCGUUCUCGUUCAAGUGCAGGGCAGGGCAGGGCAGGGCAGGGCAGGAACUGAAUCUGGAGUUGCGGCUUAAGCUGGGAAUGGGACUCGGUUCAUAGGUAUUGGAGGUAUCGCAUAGCCUUGGGCGAAAAUACUGCUGGUUGCCCAUGUAGUUCGUUUGCUGUUCACCUGGACAGAGAUUCGAUUGUCAGUAUGCGAAAACCUGAUUAAACAGCGACUAAAGCUUUCUAGAACUAUUCGCUCAAAAGAUCAAAGAGUUUAUCUUAGUAAUGGAAACGUAAUAGAAAAUGUCGGGCUUCGGUUAUCCUGCGACUCACUGCCUGAGCAAACUCCAAAGUGCUUUUGGUAAAGUGCUUAAAACAUAUUUAAACACACACUAAAGCCUCCUUUUGCAUCUUGUUUACCGACAAUAUUUUCGUGAUGGAUGAAGGAGCACGGAGAGCCCAACAACGCCCAACAAACAGCAUAUUACACAUCCGCCCGUGAAACGGGGAUUGGCUCCUGUCUCUGCCGGUCUGUGGUGUGUUUGUCCAGGGUAACAGGGCGGCGGUGCGGCCCGGCGUGUCUGAGGGGCCCUAAGCAAGUAGGCGCCACAUUAAAUGCUGGCAGUUUGUGUAAAUUGGGCGGCAGUCAUGAAUUGUUUGUGGAACUCGACGAAAAAUCAAAAUAAAAUACGGAAUUUAACAAAGAAUCAACACAGAACGACAAUGAAGUACAUAUGCGACAUGUCGAGAGAGAAAAGUGGCAAAUAAAUCGGAUAAAGCUCUCGCAACAAGAACGAUAAGGAGAACACUCUUUUCUUUGUUAUUCUGUCUAUAAUCCAUCACGGAUUUGCACAACAUGCGGACCCUCUUUCCGGUUGCCUUCGAACCGGCUGAGAAGCUCAGGCGCCACAGUUUAAGCCAUUGUCAGAAGUUGUGCAAUCCGGCCCCGGGAGGAGUCGAGCUCUCUGUUCCUGGCUGCGGAAAAACUUUUAAUAAAAACAACUCGCAACCGUUUCCCCCUAGCAGUGGCAGUGGCAGUGGCAGUGGCAGUGGCAGUGGCAGAGGCACGGUGUCCGGGCUUAUCAGAACAUCGAGAAGCCGUUUGGCUAAUUGCAUUUGUCAUCUAAUUGAAUUGGGGCAAGUUUCAAGUUCGCAGAGCGGCUCGACCGCUGACUCUGCCCCUGGGAGGCGGCUCAGGUCGUUAGCGCUGGCCCAGUGCCAGUCGGCCAGUCGGCCAUUCGGGA